Messenger RNA from Aspergillus sclerotioniger CBS 115572, 2940 nucleotides. Its product is annotated as EF hand domain protein. The transcript is spliced from 2 exons. Gene Ontology annotation, molecular function: calcium ion binding; zinc ion binding. Gene Ontology annotation, cellular component: intracellular membrane-bounded organelle; membrane; cytosol. NCBI's taxonomy places the organism in Eukaryota, Fungi, Ascomycota, Eurotiomycetes, Eurotiales, Aspergillaceae. The record is from RefSeq and is a predicted model, not a curated record. The coding region runs from base 1 to 2934 and encodes 977 amino acids.
AUGCCGGACACCCACCCACGGCCGGCGCUGGCACGAUAUCGCCCUAUUCUCUACCUGCUCUCCGGCGUUGCAGCCGCCUACGCGAUACUUUACAUCCACAAUCACAUCUUAUCCACAUCAACGUCUCAGAACACCCUCCGCCGCCGCAAAGCCGUCCGCCACCAGCGACGAAGAGGCGAAGCUGAACCCGCCAAUGCUGCCGCUGCGGACACGCCAUCAUCGCGAGCCAUCGCACACCUGGAGCAACUCGAGCGCCAGAACGGUGUUUACGGAACAUUUCGCAUAGAAACUGAAGAUGGAAGGCGCGUGGAGAGUGGUCUCCUCCCGUCACUGCUCGCAACGCGGGACCAACUCAUGGAGGAAGUGGGUGUUCCCCAGAACCAUGCGGAGCGGAUGCGCGAAAUGAUGGAAGACACGUUCCUGGAAUCAUUUUUGGCGAUGGACUUUCCACCCACGCAUACACUGGAGGAGGGUACGCCAGAACGGGAUUUUUUGACUGAGCAGCUCCAGCGGCGAGGGAUUUCGCGGGCCGGAAUCGAGAGGGCCCUGGUGCGGUUCAAUGAUGAUAAUAACUAUGGGGAAGAGCUGAGACGACGUCGACAAAAUGGUGAGAGAGUUACUUUAUCUACGUCUACGUUUCCGGAAGAGUCGUCGCCGGCGCAAAACAUGGACGGUGGGGAGACAGUUGUUGAUGAUCAAAGUGUGUUUUCGUGGAGGGAUGGCAAUAACGACUCGUCGCCGACGAGGGAGGGACAGAAUCUACUCAAUCUACUCUAUCAUAUUGCGGAGGAUCAGGCCAGACGCGACGGGUAUAUCCAUCGGGGAGUGACGUGCAAUAGCUGUGGGGCAAUGCCCAUCCUUGGAAUUCGGUACAGAUGCGCGAACUGCAUCGACUAUGAUUUGUGUGAGACGUGUGAGGCGAUGGGUGUGCAUAUCAAGACGCAUCUGUUCUACAAGGUCCGGAUUCCCGCUCCAUUCCUAGGCAAUCCCCGGCAGUCGCAGCCUGUCUGGUAUCCUGGGAAGCCUGCCAUGCUGCCGCGUAGCGUAUCCCGGUCUCUGAGCAAACGCCUGAUGAAGGAGACUGGCUUUGACAACACCGAAUUUGAAGCACUUUGGGACCAGUUCCGAUGCUUGGCCAACCAUGAGUGGGAUGAUGAUCCGAACAAGCUGCAUAUGGCUAUUGACCGGAAAACAUUUGACCGGUGUUUCGUCCCGAACACGUCUAUCCGCCCCCCGCCGCCCAGCCUGAUCUACGACCGCAUGUUUGCCUUCUAUGAUACCAACAGCGAUGGGUUGAUUGGAUUUGAGGAGUUCUUGAAAGGUAUCGCCAGUCUCAACAAUAAGAGCAACGAUGAGCGGCUGCGUCGCGUGUUCCGUGGCUACGACAUUGAUGGCGACGGCUACAUUGAGCGGAAGGACUUCUUGCGGGUAUUCCGGGCCUAUUAUGCUCUGAGUCGAGAGCUGACCCGGGACAUGGUGGCCGGUAUGGAAGACGACUUCCUGGAGGGCGGUGCUCGAGAUGUUGUGCUGGGGAGCCAGCCGAUCAGCUCGGCCUUUCCUGGCAGCAUUCCCUCCGGGGAGGCGUCGAGAACCGGAGAAGGCAAGCGCAUAAACCAGGACGGAGACUUGGAGAUCGUGGACAAUGAAAGCAUUGUACGACCGGACCGCACGGAUACCGCGGAUCGACACUCGGUGGUGGGCGACGCGGCCGUCCGAAGCCAGUUCGGCAGUGUGCGGCCCAUGUAUGCGACUGCAGCUCGCCUGGAGACUCCGUCCGGCUCUGGCGUGGCGCAUGCUUCAGGAAGCAAUACUAGAAGGGAUAUCCACAGCGAGGAUGCUCCUGACGAUGCCUCCAACUCGUCCGGUGGCAGCGAUAGGUGGCCUCCGCCGGAGGGACAAGUUCGCGACCACGACAUCGUGGACGCUCUUGGGUCCUAUGUGCCUUUGAACGAUAUAACCGACCCCGCCGAUAGGGAUCGUGUUGGCGCAGCGGUCUACAACAGAAUGUACGCUCAGGGUCGACAUAACGUGCAGGUGACACACAGUACCGGGGUCCACGAGCGCUGGCAGCGCAGGAGGUUCUACACCGACGAGGAAGACGGCGCAACUGUCCCACAGGGCUAUCAUAGCGACAUGGACGUGGGCAGCCUGACAGAGGAUGAAGAUGAAGAUGAAGUUGAAGACGAUGAGCCCCAGCCCGAGUCUCACCCGCCGUCUCCCCGCUCUCGCUCCUCUUCCAAGGUGCGGUUCCAGGAUGAUCUUACCGACGACUAUGACGUGCAGUCCAACCCGUCUACCUCAUCCCGCAGCAUCCUGGUGGGCGAGCGAUGGGGUGGAUUCGAGAUUCCCGCGGUCGAGAGAGACGUCGGGAAAGAGAUCUUAUACCAAGUCACGCAGCAAGGGUUCAACGAGCUGCUCGACCUCCUGUUCAAGCCGAAGGAGGACCUGCUCAUGGAGGCCUUCCACACGCGUGCCGAGCGCAAGAUGUGGGCACACGAGAUCGAACGGCUUGAGCAGAUGGACUCCGGCACGCCAGUUGUCCAAGAGGAGCGACAGCCUGCCGACGAACCGGACGAGCCGCCCGAAUCGACCAUGCUUCGUCUUGAUCCCAACGGCACCACCUCCUUCCCCGCUCCAGCCUCCCCCUCGAUAUCUUCCCCCGAAGCCGAAGCCACGGCCCCAAAGCAUUCCCCCUCCCCCAUCCCACCUCUUCCUUCAUCACCCACCCUCCCCAGAAGAACCAGUCCCCCGCGACCUCCUUCCAAGGCCAAACUCGCCCAUCUCGCACACCUCGAAAAGAUCGAGCGUGAGGCCAAGGAGCGCGGCGGCAGCGGAGCGAAGCUCAACUUCAAUGAGUUCGCACAACGCAUGGCGAUGGAUCGCGGCCGCACAUUGGCAUUCGUAGCUAGUUGGAUUGAAAUGGCGAGUUUCUAGGUUACC